This is a messenger RNA of Antrostomus carolinensis (chuck-will's-widow), 631 nucleotides long. RefSeq names its product BH3 interacting domain death agonist (gene BID). The record is from RefSeq and is a predicted model, not a curated record. Lineage: Eukaryota; Metazoa; Chordata; Aves; Caprimulgiformes; Caprimulgidae. Gene Ontology annotation, cellular component: cytoplasm; cytosol; mitochondrion. Gene Ontology annotation, biological process: positive regulation of extrinsic apoptotic signaling pathway; positive regulation of intrinsic apoptotic signaling pathway; apoptotic mitochondrial changes.
GGCAAGGACUUCUGGUCUGAAGCAGAGGGUGAAGAGCUGCUCUGUCUUUGAAUCCAUCAUGGAACAGAUCAAUGGAUCUGUCCAGAUGGAGAGUGCGCUGCUCUACACCUUCUUGGACGUAUCCUCUGACUGUCAGUUCAGAGAGCAACUGCAGUCCCUGCAAAGCCAGGGGCUUGUGUCUUCCCUGAAAGGCACCUACUGCUACGAGGAUGAGCUGGAACUUCAGACGGAUGGCAAUCGGAGCGGCCACUUGCAGAACGGCGAGCCAGUGUUUGACCACGAGGUAAAUGAAGAAGUUAUCCGGAACAUCGCUGCGCAGCUCGCUGAGGUUGGAGACCAGUUCGAUAAGGAAAUCAGAGCGAGAGAAGUGAACGAUCUCGUGCAGCACUUUCUGAACGAGAACCUUUCUAGCGAGGAGAUGACCCGGCGCAUGUCAAAGGCGGUGGAAGCGCUUGCACGAGCCAUCCCCUCAGACAUGGAGCAGGAGAAGGCCAUGUUGGUGCUAGCAAUGGUCUUGACUAAAAGAAUUGCGAAUACAAUGCCUUCCCUUCUCCAGCGUGUCUUCAGCACCACCGUGAACUACAUCAGCCAGCAGCUCCACAACUACAUCAUCAGAAUGCUGCGGGAGUGA